Oryza sativa Japonica Group (Japanese rice) is the source of this 4433-nucleotide messenger RNA. RefSeq lists its product as uncharacterized. The record is from RefSeq and is a predicted model, not a curated record. Lineage: Eukaryota; Viridiplantae; Streptophyta; Magnoliopsida; Poales; Poaceae.
ACGUGGGCCUUCUGCCGCCGCCUUCAUCGCUGGGCUCGCAGCAAUGUGCCUCUGCCGGUGAGGCGGCCGCCGCGGCGGCGGCGGCGACCGACGGGCGGCGAUGCGGAGGAGACGGUGGAGAGGAGUGAUUCCGUUCUACUCCCGGGCAUCACUCUCCUGGAGCUUCCGUUGCUCCGGCCGGCGCUAUCAUGCCACCGGGGUUUCCGACUUUCCCUCCCAGAAGGCUUUCCCUCCCCGUCUCCGGCCAACUCUGGUCUCCGGCCAUCUCCUCGUCGGCGGGGGCAACCUAGCAGUGGACUAGCGGAAGGAUCGGAAGGCCACAUUCCCAGAGGUUUGCGGCUGUCUCUGUUAUUGGGAAUCUUUACAGCAACAGUCUUCUCACCAAUUUUGCACUGAAGAACAGACCCAUAACUACCAAUUCCAAGAAAAAUUGCAUCUCGGUCAUUGACUACACGAUGAAUCUGUGAAGGCCUGUACUCGGUGAACCUAAUCAUCUCAUAAGACCUGGAAGCUUGCUCCUCCAUCCACCAGCGAUGUUUGGUAUAAAUUGAUACUAUGGUUUCCGUUCUCCUGAGUUCUUCCCUGAGUUUCUGGUUCUCCUUGAUGGCAUUGUUCGCCCUGAAUCUCACCAAUUAUGAACAGAGAUAGAAUGAUCAGGCAAAAGAAACAAUAGUAUAUUCAGGCUGACUAACAGACCUCCAAGAUCGCCACACCUUAUGGCUUGUUGCCGAUGUUGGGAACGGCCUCUUCCAAGAACCAUGGCUCACCAAGGUUCAAACUGCCGAUCUUCGACGAUUUCGGCUGGAUGAAGCUACUGCUUAUUGGCUGCUGUGAGUACACUAUGGCUGAAUCUUCCAAGGCUUGCAGCUGGUGAAGAUUAUAAAGGCCAACUGGGGGCAAGGUUGGUCCGUUAGUGGGAUGGCUUUUCAGUGCCAACAUCUCAAAGCACCUGGGAUUUUCAAUGUUUUUUGGUGUCAUUCCAGAAAAGAUUACCAGACAAUGGUGGAUCAGUCGAUCACUGAGUUUGUAACCGAUCUUUUACAUCCAUCACUUUCAGACAAUUGUAAAGGCUAACUACUACUGUACUGGGAGGAGGCGUCGCCGUGGUGGUGGCAGAGGGAGAAUGGAGAAGGGAUUCCGAUCCAGUUCCGGGGGUCAUUCUCGCUGGAGAUGCCGUUGCUCUGGUCUGCCCUGGAGGGUUUCCUCCCAGAAGCGGCUUCUCCGGCCACCUUCCGUCGGGCAGCCUGGCUCGCUCUGGUUUGGCGGAUGGAGCAGAGGCGCAGUGUGCACUCCGCCGUGUCGCGAGUGGCCGGCGCAGAUUCCUUCUGGGCCGGCGAGCCAUCCAGACAAGGCUUUCACAGUUUCACUCAAGUACUCAACCUUGACUAUGAGAGGCACUGCUCUUCAUCGGCUUGAUGUGUGUUCACACAUCAGCUCAUCAGCUGCGAGACUCAGGCUCCUAUUGGUGAGCUUCAUCUGCAAUCUGCACGCCAGCAGCGGACUGGGCCUUGUUACUAGACUCAGACUCCUCUUCUUGAGCCUGAUCUGCGAUCUCCACGUCAGCACUGAAGGGAGUGUGGACGUUGUUGCCAGGCUCAGACUCCUCUUCUUGAGCUUCAUCUAUAAUCUCCACACCAGCAGCAGAAGUUUGGACAUUGCUGCCAGGCUCAGACUCCCCUUCUUGAGCUUCAUCUGUAAUCUCCAUGUCAGCAGCAGACUGAGCGUGGAUGUCGUUGCCAGGCUCAGGCUCGUCUUCUCGUGCUUCAUCUGCAAUCUCCACAUCUGCUUCAGCAGCUUGCUGCAGCACCUGCUCCGCUGGUUGAUUCUGCACGCCUGCUUCACGAGCUUCAAUUCCGUUUUGGGCAUCUUCCACCAUCGCAUCAUCUUCGACAUUGUGGCCACCCUGAGGUUCUUCUGCUGCAGGCUGAGGCUGAGGCUGGACGUUGGCAUCUCCAGGCGCAUCGUCCUGAUCUCGCCACAGGCUGCUCUUCUCGAUGCCGCAGUACCAGAGCAAUCCCCAGAUGAAGGUGAUGAGCUCCCCUCCGUACUCGAGGCAAAUCUUGUGUGCCUCAGCGUUCCAGCUGGGCGCAAUGUGCACGAGCAAAUCAGCCCAUACACCCGCCAGGAUUUGCCACCGCUGCUGAUCGUCUGGAAUUGUUUCAAGCAAUUGCCUUCCCAGUACCGCGCCUUUCUCUACGAUGGUCCCGUUCAGUUUUUUCAGUUCAGCAGCUUCGGGUGAGAACAACCCAUUGAGCUUGUCAUACUUUGUCAGCAAGGAGUCGCGGUCAUUCAUAAUAUCAGAAGCGCCAAGCUGUCAGGCAACAGGUCAGGCUGAAAAACCACCAAGUGCGCGCAGUAUCGUGACAAGCUGUUUGCAACAAUGUAGCUAGUCCGGAGUUGAUCAUCACCGAGAAUAUUUUCAGCAACGAGGUACGGCUGAGGAGUGCAGCAGCAGCCGCAGAGAAAAAUUUUCAGGUACGUGAAGGCGGAGCGCAGGAGCCCUGGUUUGCUCAGGUCAAUGCCCCUGUCUCGGGCGAGCUUGAUCUCGCACAUGGAGGUCGCGAUGUGCCAAACCAGAAUGACCUGGGAGCACGUGUACAGGUCAAGCAACGCCCAUCGGAAAUCCUCAAGCAAUCUCGCGGCGCUCAACGAUGGGACGUCUCGGGGAAGCUCGCGGCCGCCCAAGCCAGCGAGAUCCAUUGAGCGCAAUGCCUGAAGAAUUGCAGGUUUUACACAUUCUGGGAUCUUGAUGGCGGUGCCAGGCUUUUGCCCUUUUACCCUCUCUUUGAUGACGCCUAGAGUAGCACGGUACAUCAGGUUCCAGAGCGACGGGCUGUAAUCAAAUGACUGCAAGAAGUCGUACUGGUCGAUGUAUCCAUGCCAAGGGUCAGAAAAGAUCUUACGACUUAAAAAGGAACUUAACGUUAGAAAGGAACUUAACAGCUUCUCCAUCGUGGCGUUUCUUAUCCACCUGCAUCUGGACCGCGUAUACUCGCACACAAGGAGAAGCCUUGUCCAGUCUGAUAGCAAGUAAGUGAUCAUCUCCCAGAUCUCUUUGAACAUCAUGAAGGACAUGAACACCCAUGUGAUUGUCACCUCCACAUUAUGGCCGUGCACGACAUUGACGGGGUCCGGAAGAUCUUUCUUGACCCUAUUGACGCCCGAGGCGAGCCAGAGGGCGAGUCCCAAGGCCGCGAGAGACUGAAGAACACUCAAGGAGAGAGAAGCAAGGCCUUGCCAGAAGACGAUAGGAUAGAGGGUGUAGAAGUAGUCCUUGAGGAACGAAAUCUCCAGCUCCAUUAUCCUGAACACCCUCGCAGGGUUCUGGUCGACAUGCAAUAUUCUUGUCACUAUCAGAUUCCGCGACAUGGAGAGGCUGUCUGCGUCCAGCCUCACGUCUUCGAGCCUGCACCGGAGAAACCUCGACAUGGAAAAGGCCAGGCACAGAUCCUUGCAGUCGUCUCCGUGAACGCUGUUGGCGGACUGUAGCACCGGCCCGUCAGAUCGCCAAAUCUUGUCCAGUGUGACCAGCAAGUUUUCAUCGGUGACAUUGAGAUAGAGAGCAUAUCGAGGCCUCAGUAAUUUGAUCUUCUGCUUGGACUCGCCAUGGACCAAGUAUUUGUAUCCGUCCAUCGUUUCCGCGUUGUGGACACCGGAUGCCAAUCCUCCCCUCCCAAAGUUGUUACGCAUGUACUCUGGAAGGAGCUCUUAACUGCGGCCAUGCCACAGGGAUAACAGCGCAAGGCUCUGUGCGAUGAACCGGUACAUGGACCGCAGUAGCAGAACACACCAAAUCGACCAGAGGGGCCUCACAAACAUGGAGCCUCGGGUGCGAUUCAAGAACGCUACUCCCAGAAACUUGAUCACAUUUCCCAGCUCAGUGAUAUGUCGUACCCGGUCAGGUAUACCGUACCUGGAGAGAUAGCCGAUGCUAGCAUGAAGACUCACCAGCACAAUUGACCAGACAGGGAAGAGCUCAUUGCUGAAAGGCGCAGCUUGCAUGGUGCCCAACAGAUACAGCACUAUGCGGUCAGAGAUACGAUCGACCUUGUCCAAAGUGGACAUGGUGCCAGAGCCGCGAGACCGGGCACGGUAGAUGUCCAUGGUAAACAUCAGAAUGAACGCCACCGUAACAAACGACACCAGUGAUUCGAUGCGAAUCAAGACGUACACGUCCUCGCGCAACGUAACGAACCAGGAUGAAAUGACGGCACGAGGGUCCACCAUAUUCAGAGUUGUGUUAUUACGUUCUUCCGGGUUCCUGCACGCGGCCACAGGCAAUACUUGUAUAUAUCAACCUGGAUGUUAAUUUAGAUACUAGUAGUCCAUAACCCAUGCAUUCGUAUAUGAUGAAGGCUUAUCUACUUUGUAUCUCAGUUUUGUUGAAUUUCAGUUUAUAACUAGUAUGGCGGUCCGUACAUAUUGCCGGUUAA